Molecule: messenger RNA, 3178 nt
Organism: Solea senegalensis (Senegalese sole)
Lineage: Eukaryota; Metazoa; Chordata; Actinopteri; Pleuronectiformes; Soleidae
Product: protein-L-isoaspartate O-methyltransferase domain-containing protein 2-like
Exons: 7
Coding region: 300-1556 (418 amino acids)
Biological process (GO): protein modification process
Cellular component (GO): cytoplasm
Molecular function (GO): protein-L-isoaspartate (D-aspartate) O-methyltransferase activity
Source: RefSeq, a predicted model, not a curated record
AACGCGGAGGGACAAGUGUGCUGUUGGUGGCUGCACAGUGGAGCACAGUGAUCUUGGAGAAAUUGUUAAGAACACCAAGAAAGUCAAAAUGAGCUCAGCAGGAGAAGGAGCUCGCUCUGUCAGAAGAAGACUUCUAUCGCUGAGGGUGCAAGUUCAAAUCCUAGAGUGACCUGAAUUUCACGCAACUUUAAAACUUCAGACCAAAAACAGAAAUUAAAAUCACCAACAAAGUGUUGCUAUGCAGCUCAGAAAGAAAAGCUUGUGCUGUCAAAAGCUAAAAACACUGCUUUGAAGUUCUGAUGGCACAGGUCAGGAUGGGUGGAGCUGUGAGUACUGGUGAGGACAACGACGAUUUGAUUGACAACCUGAAGCAGGCUUACUACAUCCGCUCAGACCUGGUGGAGCGAGCUUUCAGAGCCAUCGACCGGGCCGACUAUUACCUGGAUGAAUACAGAGACAACGCCUACAAGGACUUGGCGUGGCGACAUGGGAACAUCCACCUGUCUGCUCCGUGCAUCUACUCUGAGGUAAUGGAGGCUCUGGAUCUCCACCCUGGCCUCUCCUUCCUCAACCUCGGCAGCGGGACAGGCUACCUCAGCACCAUGGUCGGCCUCAUUCUGGGACCGUCUGGGGUGAACCACGGCAUCGAGCUGCACGCAGACGUGAUCGAGUACGCUUACCAGAAGCUCGACUCCUUCAUCAAAACCAGCGACAGCUUCGACAAAUUUGAGUUCUGCGAGCCGUCCUUCGUCAUGGGUAACUGUCUGGAGAUUCCUCCAGAGAGCCGUCAGUACGACCGCGUGUACUGCGGCGCCGGCGUGCAGAAGGAGCACAAGGACUACAUGAAGAACCUGCUGAAGGUGGGAGGCAUCUUGGUGAUGCCUCUGGAGGACAAGUUGACCAAGAUCACCCGGACAGGCGUGAGCAGCUGGGAGACCAAGAAGAUCAUCUCGGUGUCCUUCGCCCCUCUGGUGCUGCCCAAACACAGCACCAACGGAAAACCCAAGACCGUCCCACUGCCCAGGUACGAGGUGCGGACGUUACAGGAACUGGCUCGCAUCUGCAUCCGUCACACCCUCAGGGUGACCACAGACGGCGGGGACGGCCAGUCGCGCGGCAGAGGCUCCUCCUUCAGCGUGGGCAGGGGUCUGUCGGUGGCCGGCCUCCAUAAGUACGGCCCGCGCUUCAAGCGUCGGCGCGUCCACCGGCGCCACUGCAACAUCCAGGUGGUGGCGUCGCUGGACAGCAACAACAACCAGGGCGGGAGAGCGGCGGACGAGGAGGAGGCCACGGUGGCGGCGGAGGAGAGGGAGGCCCGGCAGCACAUGAGAGGCAGCGGCAGGGUGACGAGGGGAGUGGUCAUGGAAGAGGAGGAGCCGGUGGAGGAGGUGGACGAGGAGGAGGAGGAGGAGGAGGAGGAGGAGGAGGAGGAGGAGAAGGAGACCGGGGAGCUGCUGCGACCUCAGCCGGCCGUGAACGUCCUGAGGGAGCGGAUACUGGCUCUGCCGCUGCCCGAGCCUCUGAAGAUGUACCUGCUGUUCUACAGAGAGAAAUGAACCUCAGCAGCCUCCGUCCGUCACCACGAGGCAGGAGCACAUGACACCUGCCCAAACAUGGCUCUCUCCCUCUCUCUGUUUCCCUUCAUCCUCUCAGUCAUCCAUUGUCUUUCCCUCUUUUUUCCUCUGCCUCUUCAGAGGAUGAGCCAGAAUCGUGACCACAAAAACUGGACGAAAAAAAUCUAAUCCCAUUGUUACGUAAACUCACAAAAUAAUCUGGCAAACAAAGGGAAAUGAGCAGAGGACGCUGGACUCUUGACAUGAAGGAGCUAAAUUACUUAUCAGUCCAAUACUGGAGUACAACCCACUUUAAAUCAACUCUGUUUACUUGAAACAAACAGGACCGCGUUGAAUCCCCAGUGAAUCUAGACCUUUAGACCUUUAGACCUAUAGACCUAUAGACCUUUAGACCUAUAGACCUUUAGACCUAAAAUCAGACCUAUGGUGAGAGUGAGGAAGGAAAGGAAAGUGAGUUUUUAGAAGCUGAGGACCGGAGCCCAAUUUCCAUGGAGCCAAAGCUGCUCACACACAAUCACGCUCCGACUCUCAGAGGCGCCCGGUGUGGACUGUGAGACGGAUUCUCGUCUUCUCCCGUGUGCAGUGAGACAGCUGGAGGUCCGGCGGCCGCACCAGUCACUGUCCAGUCCACCUGUGACUUUAAUGACGACGACCAUCAGUGAAACACUCACAUUUUAGAAAGAGAGAUGACCUUCAUCACGGGCGUCAUGAGUGUGAGCUGCAAAUGUCUGCCAAGUUCUUAACAAUCCAAAAGUUAAAAAGCUUCAAAAUGCUUUUCAAAAUCAGGACAUGAAACAAGCCCCUUUAAGCCCCUCCCCUUUUUUCUAAGCACACAUUUCAUUACCCUCGUCUCCCACCGUUUCUCUCCCUCAUCAUCAUCAUCAUCAUCACGACCAGAAAAGACAAACACACUUAUAUAUAAUUCCACUCGACAUUAAACCAGCAUGAUAACGAAACAACAACAAAAUCCCAUAACUGUUUUUGUGACGACUGACCAUGUGCAAGUUUUUGUAAAAUGUUGAUUUUGAAUUCUCAGACUUGAAGUGAAGCGUACGUAUUGAAUUGUUUUGUGAAUCAUGAAAAGAUGAGGCUGCUCUGAAACAGAGUAGCUUUGUGUCCUUCUUCUUCUUCUUCUUCUUCUUCUUCUUCUUGUAGUUUCUAGUUGGACAGGGGCAUUAUUUCCUUCUUUUUUUUCUGUGCCAAACUGAAGCUGCGCGGACUGAAAACACAAUCACAGUUUUAACCCUUUGAAAGUUUGUAUCAGUGUUGAAUAGUUAAAAAAAGUGACCUUCGCUCACCCUCGUCAGAUACAUUGUUAACAGGUGGAAUUACACACACACACACACAUGUAUGUCUAACAGCUGGUCCUGGAUCAGCCUUUGAGUCCGUGGACCAUUUCCUUUUACUCAGACGUUCACAUUCGUUUUGGUUGUUGUGCACUUGUAUUUCUUCGCUGAAUGUAAAUGACUAUGAUGAUUUUUUUUCUCUUUUUUUCUUUUCUUUGCACUAAUGAUGACGUUUUUAUGCAAAUGGCUUUUUUUUAAUAGAGUUGUGUUAUUGACUGCUGUUAAUAAAGUACAUAAUAAAAGAGAGGGGAGAACGUA